Spirometra erinaceieuropaei is the source of this 879-nucleotide messenger RNA. Lineage: Eukaryota; Metazoa; Platyhelminthes; Cestoda; Diphyllobothriidea; Diphyllobothriidae. The record is from the annotation of a GenBank genome assembly.
AUGCGACAACAAGUGUCGACCUUACUCCUCCAACACAAACGCCAGAUGACGAUUUCUAAAGCAGAAGAUCGAGAACUUCUGAAGAUACGAAAAAGGAAGGAUAUCGUCACCCUGCCCGCCGACAAGGGGCGCUCGACUGUCGUCAUGGAUAAGGCUGAGUACUGCACAAAACUAGGCAACCUCUUGAUGGACAAGGAAGCUUAUGUGCCAUCGACCGUCAGCGAGUUUAAAAAGCUCGUAAACAGCAUAAACAAUACGAUCGGCAAGCUGAGGAAGGCGGGAGCUCUUACGAGAAGGGAGGCGUUGGCUGCAAAAGCCAGUGAUACCGCGAUGGCGCGCUUCUACGGCCUACCAAAGGUCCACAAGCAGGGGGUACCGCUACGCCCCAUCGUCUCCUUACGUGGUACUCCAACCUUUGGGCUGUCAAAGUGGCUGUACCAGCGAAUUUGUUUCCUUACCAAGGAUUCGCAGUGGACAGCGAAAUCGGCUGAAGAGUUCUUGACGCGCAUCAAACAUCUCGAAGUGGAGGCAGAUGAGGUGAUGGUGUCAUUUGACGUGAUCUCAUUAUUCACCUCCAUCCCACCCGCGCUGGCUAUCGACACUAUUGAUGGCUUUCUCCGGGAAAAGCAUGAUGAAACCGACCAACAGCUCAAACGAGCACACAUCAUCGAGCUCCUAGAACUGUGUCUUAAGACCUUCUUUACAUUCAACGGCCAAGUCUACGAGCAAAAGAAGGGGACACCGAUGGGCUCGUCUCUGUCUGGACUAAUUGCCGAAGCAGUUUUGCAGCGACUCGAGCAGCAGGUCUUCAGCUCGUACCCCCCGAAGUUCUGGGCUAGAUACGUCGACGACACGUUCGUUGUAAUCAAGAGGAGCUAG